CUUUACCUUGCCAGCCCACUGUUGCCAUGGCUAUACCAGUCUUCAUACUCGCUGGUCUGCUUGUGCAUUGUGUGUUCUUGGUCUCCAUUUUUGACAUCUACUUCAGCUCUCCCCUGGUUCAUGGUAUGACUCCUCAGCAGACUCCACUGCCGCCUCCAGCGAAGCGUCUCGUGCUCUUUGUGGCCGAUGGUCUGCGGGCAGAUGCACUGUAUGAACUGAGCAGCAGUGGGACACCUCCAGCACCCUACCUGCGGAGUAUUCUAGAGAACAGUGGCAGCUGGGGAGUCUCUCACACCCGAGUCCCAACAGAAUCCAGACCAGGGCAUGUUGCACUGAUAGCUGGGUUUUAUGAAGAUGUCAGUGCAGUUGCUAAAGGGUGGAAGGAGAAUCCAGUGGAAUUUGACUCUGUUUUCAAUGAAAGCAAAUAUACUUGGAGCUGGGGAAGCCCGGAUAUUUUGCCAAUGUUUGCAAAAGGUGCUACUGGAGAUCACGUUUACACAUUUUGUUACACAGCAGCAAGUGAAGACUUUGGAGCAGAAGAUGCAGCCAAGCUUGACACAUGGGUUUUUGAUCAUGUUAAGAGCUUCUUUAAUUCUUCCAGAAGUAAUCAAACGCUGUUCUCUGCACUGAAUGAAGAGAAAGUGGUGCUGUUCCUGCAUUUGCUAGGCAUAGACACAAAUGGACAUGCUCAUCGGCCCAACUCAAGGGAAUACAAGGAGAACAUUAAAAAAGUUGAUGAGGGUGUAAAAGAAAUUGCUUCAAUGAUUGACAAUUUCUAUGGAAAUGAUGGGAAAACUGCAUUUAUUUUAACUUCUGACCAUGGGAUGACAGAUUGGGGAUCCCAUGGAGCUGGUCAUCCCUCGGAAACAUUAACACCACUGAUUGUUUGGGGUGCUGGGGUGAAUUAUCCGCAGAAAGUCACAUCCCAGUUCUUCGAAGACAGUUUUUUGAAAGAGUGGAAGCUGGAGAACUUGAAGAGGCUGGAUGUCAAUCAGGCUGACAUAGCACCACUGAUGGCUUCCCUUAUCGGUGUGCCUUUUCCACUGAAUUCCGUGGGAACUCUGCCUCUGGAAUAUCUGAACAAUAGUGAUCAUUUCAAAGCAGAGAGCAUGUUUACCAAUGCUGUUCAGAUUCUUGAGCAAUUUAAGGUUAAGAUGUCUCAGAAAAAGGAAGCUACACUGUCAUUUCUGUUCACACCAUUCAAGUAA
This is a messenger RNA of Merops nubicus (carmine bee-eater), 1208 nucleotides long. Its product is annotated as GPI ethanolamine phosphate transferase 1-like. The transcript is spliced from 11 exons. Bases 27 to 1208 code for a protein of 393 amino acids. Lineage: Eukaryota; Metazoa; Chordata; Aves; Coraciiformes; Meropidae. Gene Ontology annotation, cellular component: endoplasmic reticulum membrane. The record is from RefSeq and is a predicted model, not a curated record. Gene Ontology annotation, molecular function: mannose-ethanolamine phosphotransferase activity. Gene Ontology annotation, biological process: GPI anchor biosynthetic process.